Carya illinoinensis is the source of this 2211-nucleotide messenger RNA. RefSeq names its product probable protein phosphatase 2C 46. Gene Ontology annotation, molecular function: protein serine/threonine phosphatase activity; cation binding. Lineage: Eukaryota; Viridiplantae; Streptophyta; Magnoliopsida; Fagales; Juglandaceae. The transcript is spliced from 6 exons. Gene Ontology annotation, biological process: protein dephosphorylation. The coding region runs from base 762 to 1955 and encodes 397 amino acids. The record is from RefSeq and is a predicted model, not a curated record.
CCCAUCCUCUCGUAACCUCGUUUCGUUCUCUCUAAACAAUCAGCUUUACCUACGUGUUCUCAUAUGAACUCCAUUUCAUAAAAAACCAUGAUACAACAAAGCACGUUAUCAUUACCUAAGCAGCUUCAUUGACUCUCUCUCUCUCUCUCUCUCUCUGUAACUCCUAGGCCUUGGGUAUAGUGGCGUGGAGCCCAUAGCUGGACCUCUGCUUUGCUGGCUUCAAGCUCUUCAUUGUUCGUUUUUUAUGGGGCUUGUCUGCUGAGAAAGAGAGAGGGUUCUUAGUUUGGCCAAUCCUCUAUCUAUAGACUCUGGUUUUACACAAAGUCCCACCUUUCACCUUUGUUCUUCCCUUCAACUCUGUCGUCAUCCUCACACCACUACAAAGCCGAAGAAAAAGAAAAAGCAAACACAACGAAGACCCUUUUUUGCUCUUCUUUGAUUCAAUGGAUCCACAGAUCUAAUGCUUUGUCUCACGCACAUCACAUGAGCUUCUUCUUGCUCUUUCCAGAUCCUCCUCUUCUUGAAUUGUAGCCCGCAAAUAACUUUCACGAACCGGCCAACUUACUGAUUGUACGACCUAAAUGCUUCUGUUUUUGGUGCAAUCCUCCAACUGAAUUUAACUGCAAAGUGUGUAAUUAUUGUGCUGUGAAGUCAAGGAGAACAGCAGUCAAGGAGAACAGCAGUCAGAUUUUGGAUUUUUGUAGUUAGAGUUGUUUUUUAUGUGGAUGAGAAUUCUGAGGGUUGUUUGGAUGAGAUGAGGGAUGUUAUCGGAGUUGAUGAACUUUUUGAGGGCCUGUUUUCGGCCAAGGUCUGAUCCAUAUGUUCACAAGGGUUCAGAUUCAGGUGGGCGCCAAGAUGGGCUGUUGUGGUACAAAGACUGUGGACAGCACUUGAAUGGUGAAUUCUCUAUGACUGUAGUCCAGGCCAACAAUCUGCUUGAGGACCAGAGCCAGAUUGAGUCCGGCAGUUUGAGCUUGCACGAGACUGGCCCCUAUGGUACCUUUGUUGGUAUCUAUGAUGGGCACGGCGGCCCUGAGACAUCUCGCUUUAUCAACGAUCAUCUAUUUCAGCACCUGAAGAGGUUCACUGCAGAGCAACAAUCGAUGUCUGUGGAUGUGAUACGGAAAGCAUUUCAAGCAACAGAAGAUGGUUUUAUGUCUCUUGUUACAAAACAAUGGCCAUUGAAGCCACAAAUUGCGGCCGUUGGGUCAUGUGCUCUAGUUGGUGUUAUUUGUAGUGGAACCCUUUACAUUGCCAACCUUGGUGAUUCCCGUGCUGUCCUGGGAAGAGUGGUGAAGGCAACAGGGGAGGUUUUAGCCAUCCAAUUGUCAGUGGAGCAUAACGCGUGUAUAGAGUCUGUGAGACAGGAGCUUCAUUCUUUGCAUCCAGAUGACUCACAGAUUGUAGUGUUGAAGCAUAAUGUAUGGCGUGUAAAGGGUAUUAUACAGGUUUCUAGGUCUAUUGGUGAUGUGUAUUUGAAAAAGGCUGAGUUCAACAGGGAGCCUUUAUAUUCCAAGUUUCGGCUUCGUGAACCUUUCAAAAGGCCAAUACUGAAUUCUGAACCUACAAUUUCGGUGCACCAGUUGCAACCACAUGAUCAAUUUAUUAUAUUUGCGUCUGAUGGGCUUUGGGAACAUCUUAGCAAUCAAGAAGCAGUUGAUAUAGUUCAAAAUCAUCCACACAACGGAAGUGCAAGAAGACUGGUAAAAGCUGCUUUGCAAGAAGCUGCAAAGAAGAGAGAAAUGAGGUAUUCAGACUUGAAGAAGAUUGACCGUGGUGUUCGCCGGCAUUUCCACGAUGACAUCACAGUGAUUGUUGUCUUUCUUGACUCAAAUCUCGUGAGCAGGGCUAGCCAAAUCAAGUGUCCAAAUAUAUCUGUGAGAGGGGGUGGCAUAAACCUUCCCCCUAAGACACUGGCUCCUUGUACCAUGCCAACUGAAGCUGGCAAUACCUAGUUAAGCUGUAUCUCCUGUUUGUCUGUUGUAUCAUUCUCUUUGUGAAUACCAGGUAGCUUCCAGAAGAGAUCACAUGAGCAGGCCUUUAAUUCUUUAGUGUACACUGUCAACUUUAACUGGAAACCGAUACUUGCAUUUAGCUUCUGCGCCAAAAACGAAAAUACUGGAGAAAAAGUACUUUUCUAGAUGAUACUUCUUAUUUCCUCGGCACUGUUUAUACCAUCUAUUAUUUAUGAUUUUUUUAACUCUCCCUUCA